Messenger RNA from Piliocolobus tephrosceles (Ugandan red Colobus), 2415 nucleotides. RefSeq names its product serum response factor binding protein 1 (gene SRFBP1). Lineage: Eukaryota; Metazoa; Chordata; Mammalia; Primates; Cercopithecidae. Gene Ontology annotation, biological process: maturation of SSU-rRNA. The record is from RefSeq and is a predicted model, not a curated record. Gene Ontology annotation, cellular component: nucleus; 90S preribosome. The transcript is spliced from 9 exons. Bases 164 to 1600 code for a protein of 478 amino acids.
CCCUCCAAGGGUCAACGUUUCCUUUUCCCAGGCGGCAGCUAGAGCAGACGGCGGAUGAAUUAUGGACAGAAGAGGCUUCCGUUGAGGGGCGUGGCGACGCAGCCGCAAUUUGAGAGACCCAGUUCACGUGCAGGCAGCGGCGGAUCCUAUUCCUUUAUCUACCAUGGCUCAGCCGGGAACUCUGAACCUCAAUAACGAGGUUGUGAAGAUGAGAAAAGAAGUGAAGAGAAUACGAGUUUUGGUUAUCCGAAAACUUGUCAGGAGUGUUGGCAGACUGAAGUCAAAAAAGGGUACUGAAGAUGCACUGUUAAAAAACCAAAGACGGGCGCAACGAUUGCUUGAAGAGAUCCAUGCCAUGAAGGAAUUGAAACCUGAUAUGGUAACUAAAUCUGCCCUUGGUGAUGAUAUCAACUUUGAAAAAAUCUGCAAAAAGCCAGAUUCUACUGCAACUGAAAGAGCAAUUGCCAGACUAGCAGUACAUCCUCUUCUGAAGAAAAAGAUAGAUGUGCUAAAAGCUGCUGUCCAAGCCUUUAAAGAAGCAAGACAAAAUGUUGCUGAAGUUGAGUCAUCAAAGAAUGCUUCAGAGGACAAUCGUUCUAAGAAUACAUUGUAUUCAAAUGAUAAUGGAAGUAAUUUACAGCAUGAAGGAACUAUUAUCAUUGAGCAAAAAGUCAAAGAAACCAAAAUACUGAGGAAGAAACCAACACAUAAUUCAAAGGAAAAAGUAGCCAAGAUGGAACAUGGACCUAAAGCAGUGACUAUUCCAAAUUCUCCAUCAAAGCCUUCAGGAAAGGAUUCUGUAGUUUCCCUUGAGUCCCACAAGACACCUGCUGACCCAAAGCUGAAAACACUAAGUCAAACUGAAAAAAACAAAGGAUCUGAUAGCUCACUCUCUAGUAACAGUGAUGGCGGAGAAGAAAUAUGUGAAGAGGAGAAGGAGUAUUUUGAUGAUAGCACAGAAGAAAGGUUUUACAAGCAGUCUUCCAUGUCUGAAGAUAGUGAUAGUGGUGAUGACUUCUUCAUUGGGAAAGUCAGACAGACAAGAAAGAAGGAAAGUAGUUGUCAUUCUUCAGUUAAGGAACAAAAACCACUCGAAAAAGUGUUUCUUAAAGAAGAUACAGGUGAAACUCAUGGGGAUACAAGAAAUGACAAAACCAAGCCAAGUAUAGAAACCAGAAAGUUAGAAUCAGUGUUUUUCCACUCUUUAUCUGGAUCUAAAAGCUCUAGAAGAAAUUACAAAGAACAGGCUCCAAAAACAAGAUCACUAGGGAAAAAUGGAAGCCACACAACAAGUCUACUGCCUGAAAUUCUGCUGAGCAAAGAUUAUGAAGGCUCUGAGAGGAACUUCCUUAUCCGUUGUUUUUCAUGGUCCCUGUCUAGGAAGGGUCUUUGCUUCAUGGCCGCAUCUGAGAUUUUCCACAGAAUGAGCCUCAGAUCAAGAAUCAGUUUAAUAAGAAGCUACCAAGAAGACUUGAAAAUACAAAACAGCAAUUGCAGCUGCCUCUUCAUCCUUCGUGGGAAGCAAGCAGAAGGCGAAAAGAACAGCAAUCUAAUAUUGCUGUGUUUCAAGGGAAAAAAAUUACAUUUGAUGAUUGAUUAGUGCCUCUUUCUGCGAACUUUUCCAUCUAAAAAAAAAAAAAAAAUUUUUUUUUUAAGACAGGGUCUCACUGCCGUUGCCCAGGCUAGAGUGCACUAGUGCAAUCCCGGCUCACUGCAGCCUUGAACUCCUGGGCUCAAGUGAUCUGCCUCCCAAAGGGCUGGUGCUGCAGGUGCGUGCACUACCCUGCCCUGCUUUCUCACCCCAGGCCCUGCAGCUAUUACUUAAACUCGUAUUUGAAUAAAUCUCUUGGCGGGAAUUAUAGAAUGUUUGUUUUUGUAUUUCUUUUUUUUUUUUUUUUUUAAGUACAUUCAAGUUAUGUUUACAUAAGCCUUUCACAAAUCCAAUAUGUACUUAAAUUGAUUUUUAAUAUCCGUCUGACUGUUUCCCUUAUGAAGUAAUUUGGGGAUUUUAGUGAUCCCAUAUUUUCUCUUUAGUGCUUAUCAUGAAAUGUGCUUCACUGGUUCAGCUCUGUUGUUUCCUUAAAAAGUCAAUGUAUAUUUAAAAUAAUAAUGGAAACAUAGGAAAUCAUAGCUAUUUAAACCAGAUCACCCUUGUUAAAAAGCAUUCUUGUUAGCAAACUAAAAUAGUAACUUUUCUUAUGGAUGUACAGAUAAAUAAAUACUGAUUUUAUUAUUGUUUUACGUACUUGUGAUCAUGUACUUUUUGAUUCUAAAAUAGUUGUCUAGGACACUUUUGGGAUUCUUAAUUAUAUUUUAGUUACUUAAGAAAAUUGUUUAAAUGUAGCAAUACAACCAAUAAUUGGUUUUAUGUUUCACUGCAUAUAAAUAUUUCCAUUAAAUCAAGAAUGUAUAUUA